Messenger RNA from Cuscuta campestris, 2300 nucleotides. Lineage: Eukaryota; Viridiplantae; Streptophyta; Magnoliopsida; Solanales; Convolvulaceae. The record is from the annotation of a GenBank genome assembly.
CUCUAUAUGAUGGCCAUCAUUGGGCAUGAAGUCCCCCCCCCCCCCACCCACCAAACCCCCAUCGCCUCGCUCACACUUUAACACAAUAAUAUUUUGACCACAUGUGAACAAAACAUGAAAACAAAAAAGAACAACAAAGAAAGGCAUUUGAAGAUUUUUUUGCUCUUCGUUCCUGCAAUUUAUUUUAACAAGGUUUUAGAAGUACAUAAGCACCAGUGCUUCUAUCCAUCAUAAAGGACCAAGUAUACUGAAUAAAAGGUCAACUACAACUUAGAGAACAUGGACCAAUUCCUUAGUACAUCCUACAGGUUUAGAAUCUCUGCCGAGAUGGGUGAUGAAACAAAAAAACACAAUUCACCCUCUUCACAGAAGAUCUGAAAAAAGGAGCUAGAUCGCUUGAACUAAAUACACCAUUGGAAUUAGUUGACACCGAGAAUCUGAACAAAGGACUCAUCUCAUUAUUCAUCAAAGCUGCUGUCAAGUUACAACCAACCACAUACCAAAGACGAGAUGAAAUGUUUUCAUUAUUAUGCCUACAUCAGCUGUCUUACCAACACACAAAAAGUCCACAACUCAAGAGAAAAGAAAGAGCUACUAUACAAGUCAAGAUGACAAACAACUGCAGGGGAAAAGAACAAGUACAAUUUCAAAGCAUCUAGCUUCCAUAGUGAAACUAUUAGCCAUGGUGAAAAUGGCCUCUAAACCUUACGCAGAAGUACUCUCCCAUCCAAAAUUAUUGUCGCGUACAGUAACGCGAAAUAAAAAUAAUGGAGACGACGAUGGAGGAAAAAUCCUCCAUGGAAGUGGAGCAACAGCUAAUAAAAGAAGUUUCUUCUUCUUCGUCUUCAUCGUCUUCGUCCAUAUGGAAGAUGGUAGCCGUGGCAUCCAUAGCUACGGGACUCCAGUUCGGGUGGGCCCUACAGUUCUCCCUCCUCACCCCGUACGUCCAGCUCCUGGGAGUCCCCCACAAGUUCGCCUCCUUCAUGUGGCUCUGCGGCCCCAUCUCCGGCAUAGUCGUCCAGCCCCUGGCCGGCCACUACAGCGACAACUGCACCUCCCGCUUCGGCCGCCGCCGCCCCUUCAUUGCUUCCGGCGCCUUGCUCGUCGUUCUCGCCGUCUUCCUCAUCGGAUUCGCCGCCGACAUCGGCCACGCUGCCGGCGACCGCCUCGGCAAAACCACCAAGCCCCGCGCCAUUACUGUUUUUGUCAUCGGUUUUUGGACGCUCGAUGUCGCCAAUAACACGCUACAGGGUCCAUGCAGAGCAUUACUGGCAGAUCUUUCAGGUGACAGUGCCGAAAAAAUGCGAGUGGCCAAUGCACUCUUUUCAUUUUUCUCGGCUAUCGGAAGCGUCCUCGGUUACGCUGCCGGCUCCUACUCUAGCCUCCACAAAAUAUUCCCCUUCACAAAGACCAAAGCAUGCGAUAUUUACUGCGCCAACCUCAAGAGUUGUUUCUUCAUCUCCAUAUCCCUCCUCCUCGUCGUGACCGCCAUAGCACUCAUUUGCAUUAAAGAGCAUGUCAUGGAAAAAGACAUAAGAAAAGAAUCUAAAAAGACAAAGGUUCCCUUCUUUGGGGACCUCUUUUUGGCCUUGAAGGACCUCCCUAGGGCUAUGUGGCUACUUUUAUUGGUGUGUGCCCUAAACUCUGUCGCGUGGUUCCCAUUCUUGUUGUACGACACAGAUUGGAUGGCAAAAGAGGUGUACGGCGGAAAAGUUGGGAACAUAUUGUACAACAAAGGUGUACACGCUGGCGCAUUGGGUCUCAUGCUCAAUUCGGUUGUUGCGGGUGUGAUCUCCAUUAUGUUAGAACUCAUGGCACGACAGCUGGGUGGAGUUAAGAAGCUCUGGGCUGGGAGUAACCUUAUAUUAGCCACUUGCUUGGCCAUGACAGUUUUAGUCACUAAAAUGGCUCUGCGUAGUCGUCGAUACAACCCAAAUGGCGACAUUCUUCCACCACCUGCUGGUGUCAAAGCCGGUGCCUUCCUUAUAUUUUCUACCCUCGGGAUUCCUUCUGCGGCUACUUUAACCAUUCCAUACGCUCUGGUGUCCAUCUUUACGAAUAAGGCGGGUGCUGGACAAGGAUUGUCUGUAGGGAUCCUCAAUCUUUCAUUUGUAAUCCCACAGAUGUUGGUUUCGUUCAUGAGUGGACCUUGGGACGCUUUGUUCGGCGGUGGGAAUUUGCCUGCGUUUCUAGUAGGAGCAGUGUCAGCCGCCACAAGUGGGAUACUUAUUAUUACAUUGCUUCCUUCUCCCUCUCCUGAUGACAAAUAAGAACUAUAACAAUAUAUAUGGUUAUAUUAU